Sphenostylis stenocarpa is the source of this 411-nucleotide messenger RNA. Lineage: Eukaryota; Viridiplantae; Streptophyta; Magnoliopsida; Fabales; Fabaceae. The record is from the annotation of a GenBank genome assembly.
AUGUUGUUUGCAGGGGCAAUGACUUAUGUGGAUGAUGAUGGUUCUUCUGGCUCUGGAGAUGAUGGGAACAUAUUGGAUGAACAGAAGCGUCAGGCUGGCACGCCAUCGAAUUCUUGCGGUGGCCGGAAGAGAGGCCGGAGAGCUACUGGGUCUGCUAUAGUGGAUGCUAUGCUGGAGUUAGUGGCUGCGUCGAAGAUGAGGGCAAGUGCAAUCGUGAAGAAUGAGGAAAGAUUCUCUAUAAACAAUUGCAUACAAGUGUUGGAUGAGAUUCAAGGUGUUGCUCAGCGGAUUUACUUUCUUGCUUUGGAUUUGUUUGAGGGCCGUCCUAGUGCCCGGGAAGUUUUCAUCUCUCUUAAGGAGGAUAAACGAUUGCCAUGGUUGCAGGGCAAAUGUAGUGCUUCCUUUAGUUGA